This is a messenger RNA of Triticum aestivum (bread wheat), 1920 nucleotides long. RefSeq names its product zealexin A1 synthase. The transcript has 2 exons. The record is from RefSeq and is a predicted model, not a curated record. Gene Ontology annotation, molecular function: iron ion binding; heme binding; monooxygenase activity. The coding region runs from base 67 to 1578 and encodes 503 amino acids. Lineage: Eukaryota; Viridiplantae; Streptophyta; Magnoliopsida; Poales; Poaceae.
ACCUUAUUAUCACGUACUAAGCUCACAACGAACUUUUCAGUUUUCACUCGCAAAUAAGCUGCGGUCAUGGAGGGUUGGUUAACCUUAUGUUUCAUAGCCGUAUCGACGUUAGUGGCCGUUUGGUUUUCCGGUGGCAAGAGCAAGCCCAAGAAGCAUCUGCCUCCUGGGCCAUGGACUCUCCCGGUCAUCGGCAGCCUCCACCACGUCCUCAGUGUCCUCCCACACCGCACCAUCACGGAGCUGUGUCGCCGGCAUGGGCCACUGAUGCUCCUCAAGCUAGGUGAGGUUCCAACCGUGGUAGUCUCGAGCGCCGAGGCGGUGGAGCAGGUGAUGAAGACCAAUGACAUCGCCUUCUCGUACCGGCGGACCACCGAGUUGCAGGACAUCGUCGGCUUCGGCGGCAAGGGCAUCAUCUUCGCCCCCUACGACAACCGCUGGCGCCAGAUGCGCAAGGUCUGCAUCAUGGAGCUCCUCAAUUCCAAGCAGGUGAAGCGCAUGGAAGACAUCAGGGCCGAGGAGGUGGGCCGCCUCCUCCGCUCAAUCAUCACGGCCACAGCUGUGGGCGCUACCGUCAACAUCAGCCAGAAGGCUGCGGCGCUCAGCAAUGCCGUGGUGACGCGGGCGGUGUUCGGCGGCAAGUUCGCACGGCAGGAGGAGUACCUUCGCGAGAUCAACCAACUCCUAGAGCUGUUGGGAGGAUUCUGCCUUGUCGACCUCUUCCCGUCGUCGCGGCUGGUGCGGUGGUUCAGCACUUGCGAGCGCCGCACAAAGAAGAGCUGCGACCUCAUCCAGCACAUCAUCACCGGGGUGCUUGACGAGCGCAAGGUGGUGCGAGCUGCCGGUGACGGCGCCUGCAGCACCGACGAUGAGGACCUACUGGACGUGCUGCUCAGGCUGCAGGAAGAGGACUCGUUGGCAUACCCUCUAACGACAGAGAAUAUAACUACCGUCUUGUUUGACAUCUUUGCAGCUGGCACGGAUACUACAGGAACCGCUUUGGAGUGGGCUAUGUCAGAACUCAUAUGUCAUCCUGAAGCUAUGGCUAAGGCACAAUUAGAGGUUCGAGAGGUACUGGGUCAUGGCCGAGCUAUCAUUGGCAAUAGCGAUCUUGCAAAACUCCACUACUUGCGGAUGGUCAUCAAGGAGGUUCUUAGAUUGCAUCCACCUGGUGCUCUACUUCCCCGCAAGACUAGAGAGGACUGCAAAAUUAUGGGUUAUGACAUGCUUAAAGAUACAAAUAUAUACAUUAAUGUCUUCGCAAUUUCCCGAGAUCCUCGAUAUUGGAACAAUCCUGAAGAGUUUAAUCCAGGAAGGUUUGAGAACAAUAACGUGGAUUAUAAUGGGAAUUCUUUUGAAUUCACUCCUUUCGGAGGUGGGCGACGGCAAUGCCCUGGGAUAGCAUUCGCCACGUCACUUUUGGAGAUCACUUUAGCAAACUUUUUAUAUCACUUCAACUGGAUGCUUCCUGGCGAAGCCAGCUCAGCGUCACUGGAUAUGUCUGAGAAAUUUGGGUUCACCAUAGGUAGAACAUCUAAUCUGCACCUCAAGGCUAUUCCAUAUGUACGCUCCACUAUAUAGAUGCACCUCAGUAGCCGUGGAUGUCCGUACUUAUUUCCUUAUACCUAUAUGGAUGUGCUAGAAUAAAAGGAGCUCAGGGCAUAAUUUGCGGCAUCAAAUUGUUGUUCAUGUUACCGUUGGCCAAAAAAAUUGGAAGUAACUAUCAGCCGAAAUUAUAUUUCAAAGUUGGGAAUGCAUGAAAGCAACUACUAUGUAUCACCUUAUGUGGCCAAUCAUGGGGAUUCUAUAAUUAGUGAUUAUAUGUUAAAUAUUACUAGUUUGUAAUAUUUCCAUUGAAUAGUCAUAUUCAUGUGGAAAUUUUCCUUUAGUUGUAAGUUAUAACUAUUAUAAAUUGUCUUCCUU